Messenger RNA from Acanthoscelides obtectus, 2940 nucleotides. Lineage: Eukaryota; Metazoa; Arthropoda; Insecta; Coleoptera; Chrysomelidae. The record is from the annotation of a GenBank genome assembly.
CAAGUAUCUGAUGGGUAACAUGCAGCAAAGCAACUUUUCAUAUAUUAUUUCAAAGGUAGAUGCCAUCAUUUUUGUUUCUUAUCAUAAAUUUAUUUUGUUACGCCACUGUGAACUGCAGAUAGACAACUCGCUAUUCAAAGAUCUGCUUUGCUGGUUACCUGUGCAUGUUCAUGAUUCAUGAUACUGUCAUUUUGUCAUAGUGUGAGCUGUGAGGUUAUCUUGUUGUGAUUAGGAUGAAAAUAAACAUUCUUUGGGCAUACUCAAAAAUAUGUAUGCUAUCUUAUUGUAGGUUUUGGUCAUCUAAUAUAUGGUAACUUGUCACAAUGAAUGAACAGGAAUACUACAAACAGCUUGUGUCAGAUGCCGAAGUAAUAAACGCACUUCUCAAGGAGGGUGAAGCUUUAAAUUAUUGCGGUCCAGUUAAAAAGCCUAGAGCUAGACCUAACUUGAAUUUCAUUCAACGAACAGUCUCGAAUGUUGUAUCUUCCAACCAAAGGAAAAUCUCAGAGAUAGAUAAGAGAAUUGAGACAGAAAAAAAGAAAAACUCACACUACAAGGGAAAAAAACAACCAGAAACUUGUUAUGUACGUACAAAAGAUAAGUGGAGUGAAGAAGAGAUACUUGCUCACAAGAGAGCAAUGCUAGCAUGUAAAAUAAGUUUUGUCAGGGCCCUUGAAGGUAUAUCUGCGCCAGAGAAAGUAGGCCUUUUUGACAAACCUUCCCUUCCUAAGAAGCAUGUACCAAGAAAGAAAAAUCAGGAACAUAGAACAAACCCAAAGAGAUCAGGCUCAGAGAGUUCCUCAUCAAGUGUUAUUAUAUGUGAUAAUCUGUCAGAUGUGGGAACAAAUGAAUCAUGUUCCAGUGUAGAAUUGAAUGGAAAUGCAAAGAAAAACAGAUCUAGAGAAGGCUCAAAGUCAAGUUCCUCAUGUUACAGUAGUGAUUUGGAUGCAAAAGAUAUCCCUAAUAAACAAACACAAAGACCUUCAAAGUCGAGAAGUUCAUCUUCUAGCAGUAGCUACAGUGAUAGAACUCGUUCAAGACACUCUAGGUCAAAGUCUAUGUCAUUGUGUAAUGGUUCAGCUGUCAGAGAAGAUAAGUCAAGAAAAUGCUUUAAAAGGAGUAGAAAAAAACGUGAGAGCAGUUCUGCCUCUAACACUGAUGAUUCUGAUCCAAAAAAAGAUAGUAGUGGAACUGUGUUUAGUUCUCUUUUGGUAUCUAAUUCAUCUAUUAGCAAAAGUAGUAGUACUGUAAUAUGUAUAUCAGACUCUGAUAUGGAAUCAUACACCCCUCCAAGAUAUUCCAAGGAUCGCAAGAGACACUCAAGUAUGGAUCUAACAAAUAAGAGGAAAUAUGUUGAUAAAAAAUGCAAAAGGCGUUGUUGGAGGAAGAAACACAAAAGGCAUAGUGUGAGUUCAAGUUCCACAGAUGAUGAAGUAGUAGAUCAAAAGUGCAUUGAUAAGAAAUGGAAAAAAUGUUGCAAAAGAAAGAAACUAAGAAGGCAUAGCACAACGCACAAUGAGGAUGAUUCUAAUGUAGCUAUAGUUAUUAUAGAUGAAUGAAUUAAAUUGUUGUGAUAGCAAAGCCAUGAAAAUUCAGAGGAAAAGGUUGUACUGUUUUGAAAUGCAUCUUUGUAAUAAUACAAAUGCUGAACUGAUUAUUAGUGUGGUGACCUAUUCUGUUGUUACCGUAUUGGCACCCAGGGCCUAUGUCCAGAGACCCUGCUUGCUAGCAAAUGCUAAAAAUAAAAAAUUCUGGCUACCUCCAUCAUCUUCAAUUUUUUCCAUCUGCAAAACCGGGCCAAGGUUGUCACUCAGGCCUGGGGUCCUUCAGUUGCAGACCCAUGUUUUUUGUGUGCCCAGUAGCUCCUACAUAGCUUAACACUGCCUUAAUGGUGACUCUUAAAUGAAUAAUAAUCUUAUUUUUGAUAAUAGCUUGUAUUUUCUUUAUCUGUCAAAGUGGUUUCAUUAGUUAGAAAGAGGGCCUUAUUUUAAGUGCUAUAUUUCUAAGAUUUCAGCUGUAGCAAAUUGCUGGUUCACUUUCAUUGAUGUUUUGUAAAUUUUUUUGACAUCUUUCACAUAAUUAUUUUUGAUGCUUUAGUUAAUUUCAUAAACAAGUAUAAAGACUUACACUUCAAUAAAAGUAAACACAGCAGCAGACUUUCUCUUCUACAUUUUCAUGUUUAUUUAAUUUUUGAUUUUUGUCCUUAUUUAAUUCUUUUUUUGACGACUUUAUUGAGUUUAAUUUAGUAAAUUAAAUAUGCACACCUCAGACAGAGUAUGUUCCCAUAGACUGCAUUAUAUUUUAUUCGACACACAGUAGAAACUAAUCAUAAAAUUAAGAAUUAACAUAUGUUUUUUGGUUUCACAGGCGGUGUUUAUAUUCUAUAAUUUCAGCAGUUUCUAAAACACCCAUAUGAAUUAUUAUAGCACAUAUUUGGUAACACGUUGACGAAAAAUUCUUUUGUGAAACCUUUACGUAAUUAAUAUGAGAAACUGCUGGAAAAUAUAGUUUUUUAUUUGAAUACUGCUGAAUUUAAUGAGGGAUAAGGGCUAUCACACACCAGGGUCGGCAGGGGGGAGAGUAUUUGGAGAAGGAUUGCCCUCCUGGUAGCAUAGGGAAGGGAAAAGUUCCCCCUGAUUCCACGAACCAACCAUUGGCGUAUCCAGGAAAAAUUUAUAGAGGGACGCAGAUUGCACAAAAGGUAUUAACCUCAUCAUGACGGUUCUAUAAGCUUGAUAGUUUACAUGAAAUUGUAAUUAGAACUAAAAAACUUGCCCCAAAAUUAGUAAAAUAAAGUCGCUGCCAACAAUCUGAUUUAUAAGAUUUAGUUAAUAACGAGAAAUGUUGCCCCACGUUUACCAGUUACUUGGGCCCGUAUCGUCAGUCGUCCCUACAAUUGUAGGGCGCCUUUAUGGCCUCCUUGAUUGUCAUAGUUUUCUA